This is a messenger RNA of Dermochelys coriacea (leatherback sea turtle), 7411 nucleotides long. RefSeq names its product ST6 beta-galactoside alpha-2,6-sialyltransferase 2 (gene ST6GAL2). Lineage: Eukaryota; Metazoa; Chordata; Testudines; Dermochelyidae. Gene Ontology annotation, molecular function: sialyltransferase activity. Bases 753 to 2342 code for a protein of 529 amino acids. The record is from RefSeq and is a predicted model, not a curated record. The transcript is spliced from 9 exons.
AUGGCCAGCUACCAGAAUAAAGAUCAUUUUGUGGAUAUUGCUAAGCAGAUGGUCAUAGCGGGCCACAACCGGGAUGCCAACCAGUGCCAGAUAAAGUGCAAACAAUGCAGGAGGACUUACAUUCUAACCAGGCAUCCCAGGGAAAAGUGCAGCAAUGGAAACACGAUCUGCCCAGUUUUUGAGGAGCUGGAAAGGAUUCUGUACAAUUACAUUAUGACCCAACUCAGCGUCUAGAAGCAGGGCCUGCAGCAAAGCCAAUCUCCAGGCAACCUAAUGAGUGUAGCUGGCCUGUAUUAGGCUGCCAGAUUGUGUACACUGCUUAACUGGGGGGGAGGGGGGAAAAGGUCAGCAGACCAGCUCUUAAACUCAACAGCAGCAAUUCAGCAGUUACUUAAAAUAUGCACCCACAGCUGUGAUAGGUCCUGCAGCUGCUUGUUCCUGGCCUAGCACAGCCAUGCUCUGCUCUUGCCUUCAUUCACUCCAGCACUGCACCCAGUAUGACGUUUCCCAGCUGAAUGUUAUACAUCAUGGUAUGCUAGGAAACUUGGGUCAAUUAAUCCCUGUCUUGGGCACCCUGGGAUUUGGAGCACAUCAGGAUCAGGGACAACAUAAACAGUGGCAGUUCAAGCUCCCCUCACAUCCUUCCACCUGCUUGCCUCAAAACUGAUCCAAAGGACUACUUCUAGGGUGAACAGGUUUCAUUCCCGUUCACCAAUACUUCAAGGCACAGAGGAGUUGGUACAGGCAUUGCCAUGAAACCUAACUUGAAGCAGUGGAAACAACUAAUGCUGUUUGGGCUAUUUGCAUGGGGUCUCCUUUUCUUGGUGAUCUUCAUCUAUUUUACAGAUAGCAACGCUGCUGAACCAGUUCCAAGUUCCUUCUCUUACAUUGAGACGAAGAGGCUCGUGCCCAUUCAGGGCAAGCAGAGAGUUAUUAUGGGAGCAAUACAUGACCCAUCAUCCUCUGAAAACAUAGAUAGGAACGAGGUGCUUCUUAAUGAAGAUCUCUUAGAUUCAUUUAAAUUGGGGACUGGAAGCAUUAAAAAGUGGAUUGAUCUAGAAGAUGGCUUUGAAAAUGAAGAAGAGUUUUUUCCUUCCCAGAUAGGGAGAAAAUCAAAAAAUGCUUUCCAUCAAGGGGAUGACAACUAUUUAUUUGCUGCUGGCCAGCCUCAGCAACACAGCAACAUUCAAGAGAUAGUGAAAUUCAUCUCUCCCAAUGAAGAUAAUCAGAAGAAAAAUGUUUUACAGGAAAAAAGGAUCCAUGAGAAAAGAACAAAGAAAAGAAACCUGAUACACAGGAGAAGCCAGCUGUUUGAUGAGUCUGAUGAUUGGGAUGGGUUAUAUUCCACAAUGUCAAAAUCCGUCCUUUAUAGGCUUUGGAAAGGGGAUGUCUCCUCCAAGAUGCUGAACCCUCGCCUGCAGAAAGCUAUGAAAGAUUAUCUGAACACCAACAAACAUGGGGUGCGGUUCAAAGGGAAACGAAACUCCAGACUGACAGGAGACCAGCUCAUCUGUGAGCUCAAGGACAGGGUGCAUGUGAAAACAAUAGAUGGCAAGGAGGCCCCCUUUUCAGCUCUUGGAUGGGAAAAGCACGUUCCUCAAAUUCCACUGGGCAAACUGUAUCCACAUGGCUUCAGAAGCUGUGCCGUAGUUAUGUCUGCUGGUGCAAUACUGAACUCUUCUCUAGGGGAUGAAAUAGAUUCUCAUGAUGCAGUUCUGAGAUUUAAUUCUGCUCCUACACGUGGCUAUGAAAAAGAUGUUGGAAAUAAAACGACCAUGCGCAUCAUUAACUCUCAGAUUCUCACCAAUCCAAACCAUCACUUCAUUGACAGCUCAUUAUAUAAAGAUGUUGUUUUAGUGGCCUGGGAUCCUGCUCCUUACUCUGCAAAUCUGAACGUGUGGUUUAAGAAGCCAGACUAUAACCUGUUCACGCCUUAUGUGCAGCAUCGCAGGAAGAAUCCAAACCAGCCGUUUUACAUCCUCCAUCCCAAGUUUACAUGGCAGCUCUGGGACAUCAUUCAGGAGAACACUAAAGAGAAGAUACAGCCCAACCCACCUUCAUCAGGUUUCAUUGGGAUCCUCAUCAUGAUGUCCAUGUGUAACGAAGUGCACGUGUAUGAAUACAUCCCUUCAGUCCGACAAACUGACCUUUGUCACUACCAUGAACUAUACUAUGAUGCAGCUUGUACCUUAGGGGCUUACCAUCCACUGCUGUAUGAGAAAAUGCUGGUACAGAGGAUGAACAAAGGGUUACAGGAUGAUCUGUAUCGGAAGGGGAAAGUAAUCUUGCCAGGGUUCAGGUCUGUAAAGUGCCUGGGACAGAAUCACUUCCCACACUUGUAAAAGUGAAUCAUUCAGAAACAAUGUGCAAUAAGGUACUACUGUCGUACUAUAAACAAGAAAGGAAUACUUGAAAAUGUAUCUUAGACCAACCUAGUCUUGAGUCUAUAAACUGUAAUUAAGUAGCAGGCUUGAGAGUUCCUUCAUUCCUAACCCUGAGUAUGUAUUACUGCUUUGCAAAUAGUUAAAGAAAAAAAGCUUCGCUCAUGAAAGGUGCAAAGGCACAGUUAGGUAGAAAUACAAUGUAUUGUUGUGGGCAUGACCUGUCAGAAAACAUCAGAGGUUUCUUAUGCCACAUGUACUAGAUGCCAAACUUGAAAAAAACAAAACAGUUAAAUCUGACAUUAUGAAGCAGCCUGUAUCAUUCAUGCACAGGGCUGUCUGCUAAGAGAUGGAUGAUUUCUCAUCAUAUCACAGGAUUUUCACAUUUCCCCCCCCCCCCCCGAUAAAAUAAUCAUGGUUUUGAACUGGGCCAUGCUAUGAGUAUAAUGGGCCUGAUUCUCAUUUACACAAAGCUCCCUUUACUCCAUUCUGGCAAGGUAAACGGGCUUUAAAGUGAAUGUAAAUUACCAAUAUAAAGGACCUUCGUAAAUAAGAAUCAGGCCCAAUAACUAGUCAUUGUAUUCAGGUAGUUUCUGCAGCCAGAAAUUAAUAAGUGAUAUUUACUCACUUUUAAAUGGAUAUUACUGUAUACACAGCCAGGUUAUUUAAAUAAAUACAGUACUACUGCACAUAUCUGUCAUGGUCCAUGCAGAUGCUGCAUUCAGGCAAAGGAUGAAGAAAAGAGAAUCUCCUCCUUUCUUCAGAAAGCGCUUAUUCUGCCCUCAUUCAGCUUGUGCAGAAGACCAGCAAGAGGGCAUAAGUGAGACCGAAAUGGUGCAUGGGCUUUCUGCCUGGGGGCAGUUUCCCCCUCUGUGCAUAUAUGUAGAUAAACACUCCAGGGGAAGGGAGACAAAUGUAUACAUUUGAAAGCAAGUUAUAAAAAACAGAUUUCUUACAAACAUGUAGGCCUGCCUUUUCCAAGGAUAUAAUUAUUUUGGAUGGGGAGAUUUCAGAAAUUAGGUGUUUUCCUAUUUUGUUGUAAGCCAAGUUAAAUUCAUUUAUUAUUGCUUUUAAAAAAGCAUGGCAUUUUGUGUUUUGUUUUUGUGAGAAAAGAACAGGCUGUCAGUAUUUUUUUAAAUUCAAAACUAUGAAGUCUAUGUCCUGGAGACCUUAGGCAAUCUUACUAUGGCUUACACCCUGAGACAAUCUCAUAAUUUCAUUGUAAAAACACAGCAUGGGUAUUCUCUAAACUACUUCUAAAAUCCACCUGGAUGUUAAUGCAUUUAAAAUACGUUUUCUCUGAUGAGUUCAAUUUCAGGCUGGAGAUUGGUUAAUGUUCUUGUUUGCUUUUUAAAAUUUGGUUUUCCAGUGAGCAAAAUUCAGUAGGAGUGAUUACGUACAAGAAAUCAUACAUAUGCUAUCCAUAUCCAUACAGCAAAAAGAUGAUUGGCUGGUAGAAACACUGUGUUAUUAACAGCAGUGGAGUGGAAAAGCAUAUUUCACAUAUUUAGCUAUUGGCUACUGAGAGAGAGCUGGCGAUGGAGAAACCCACGUUAAUGUAUUUUCGGUCAUCUUUGUUUAUAAAAAUCAGUGGUUUUCAAUCUUUCUUUCUUUUUAGGAGCCACUAAAAAAUUUCAACUGGAGGUGUGGACCCCUUUGGAAAUCUUAGACAUAAUCUGUGGAUCCCCAGGGGUCUGUCGACCACAGGCUGAAAACCACUGAUAUAAAUAUAAAUCAGAAGAAUUUUGUAAUUCUCCCAUCCAACCUUUCCUGCUGUUUUUCCUCCCUACAAGAGCAGAAUUAGUUUACUGCACUUUAGCCUUCUUUUUUCAAGUUGUCAUUAUCUUGGGCUUUGCCGUCCUUCUAAAAUUCUUCCUAGCUGACAGAAAGUGUGUCCAUGUGUUCCGGAUAUGCCUUGUGUUAAUUGGAUAGGUAUGUUCAUAAAGCAUUUUUUUCAUACUGCCAAAUGGACAGCAUUCAUUAAUUUCAGCCUUUGCAUCUGGAUGCAUUACAUACUGAUUUUGGAAAACACAUUAUAAUAAUAUUUUAUGUCCAUUUUUGUUUUUAACAAUAUCUAGUCUUAGUAGUGCUAUAUAGCCUACAAAGGGAAAAAAAUUUCCCCAUAUAUUUGUUUCACUUAAUUCACCUUCUGUGAAACACGUUAAAUCGGAUUUUUUCCGCACAGGCAGAGUGGCACUUUGUCCUACAGUGAUCUUAGUAUCAGAUCAGGGUUUCCCAUGUGCCAAGUUCAAAUUGGAUUAGUUCCCACACCUUUCAAUAAAUGGAGUUGAUCAUAUUUCUAGUACAAAUGAGUACCGUAAGUCACUGUGCCCUGUGCAGAAGUCUCUAAGACUCCACAAAAUAGCAUGCCAGUUUCCCACUCAUUUGCCCAUGCUAAGCUUAAACUCUUGUCUCCAUCAGGAAUACAAAAAGCUAACCAGCAAUACUCACAAUUGUCUACAACAAUAGGAGUGCGUUGUAUGAUGCGCUAAAUAGUCCGUCAUUACGGCGCAGCUUGUAUGCAGCCCUAGUGGACUCUAAAGAAAAACGAGAGGCUGCAUACUUAGCACUCCUGCUUAAAUGAAGUGCUGCCCUUUAAAAUUCUCACACAACCCUGGGUACGCAUUCAUCCAAUGGAUUUUAUACUUGCAUGGCAUAUCCUUUUUUGUGUGGUAAUAGUGCGCACUUGCGGCACCUGAGCAGAAAAUCUUUCUUGGCCAAGUGCAAAUGCCAGGAAACUGUCACCUUUCCCUCGAUGAUAUAAUUAUUUAAAUUGGUGUGGAUCUUUCAAACACCAUGUCAUCUGUGCUAAUUCUAUCCCUAUGUAUAUUACAGUUCACCAACCAUAUGAAUGUUAUAGCUUCACACUUGAGCUUAGCUUUGCUUUAGAGCUGUGCUAAGUGCACCAGCCUCUUCCCAGAAAGGAGGCCAGCGUCAACUCUUUGAAGCACAGGGUCUCAAUCAUCCCAAGGAGGGAGGGUCUUAAGGUGGCUUCCAAACCCUGGUUUCCCCUGUGAUAUUUCAUUGUUCUACAAACACAGGCAUCUUGACAAUUUAAGAUUUUCUCCUCCCACUCCUGCUGUUUAUCUUAAAAAAAAAAAAAUCAGUACAAGUUCAGCUGAGCCUGAUUUGCUAACUGAGAAUUCAACUGAAAUUUUACUUCUGAACAACAAGAGGCCAGCAGGGGGAAGCAAAGGGCAACAUGAAGAGAACUACAGAACUGCUGCUUUCACCAACCUUCUUUCCCUUCAUGGUGCCUCCCUCCUGAGUUUUGGUAUUCUUUGCUUUUAUGGGAGGCCAUUGAGGGUUUUGUGUGUGUUGGGUUUUUUUAAAAAACUUUGAGAGCAGAAAUCAUUUAUCAAAAAUCCAGACAAAUCAGUUACAUCUAAAAGAGUGAAUGAAUGUGUGUUAGGUGUUCAGUAGACAUCUGGAUAGCUUUUUAAUAAUGGUAACUGGUGACUGAUGUUUUAUAUAUACAUAAGUGACGUAUGAUGCAUUUCCCCAUCCAAAUCAUUCAUCGAUAUUUUAGGGUGUGAUCUUGUCACCCAUGUAUGUAAGUAACUCCCACUUGAAGUGAGUGGGAGAUUUGCCUAGGCAAGGCCUGCACGUUCCUGAAACAUAACACACAUGACACAAAUGCUCAAGUUAGACUCAUCCCCCUUUUAUGCCUCUAUAGUUAUAAAAGCCUAGUUGCUGUGCACUGAUGGUAUAUGAUUAACAGGUGAGACGGUUGCACUUAAAAAAAAAUCACCUACAAAGCUUGGGUAAAUGCGCUGAAUUUGUUAAUUUUUGGUUUGCUGUGUUUUCCACUGUGAAUUAUGCAGCUUUUUCAACAGGUGGUGGCUGUAUUGUUUUAUGCAUGAAGCCUUUAGAUGGUUAAAUCAAGGUAUUCUUCUGUUAAUUCCGGAUAAAUUAUUAAAGUUUUGCCUCAUUUUGAGCCACACGUUUUUAAGGGGGAAAAUAUUUCUGAUAUUCCAUUCCUUCUGUUUUCCCAAGGCUUACCUGGUCCUCAUUCUCUACCCUGUUAGUCAGUGAAGUUACACCAAUGUAACAGAUUUGUAUGUGUUAAAGAGAGAGAGAGAUCAAUGUAUAAUUAUAUUGAUCUACACACACAAGGCUGGUCUACACACUGAGCACAAAUAUUUAGCUAAAUCAAUGUACUGGUGUUGACAUUCUUUUGUUUCAAAUUAAGAAUUCCUUCUUAAUUCUGUUUGCAUCAAUUUCUUGCCAAAUUAAGCAAAAUUGAAAUAGUUCAUUUUUAACUGGAAGUGAGUGCCACAUUAAGAGGUUGCACAGAUUUAACUCAAUCCAUUUAGAAACAGUUUGAGUUAAACGGGUGCUCAAAUUAUGUGUAGAUACGGCCAUACCUGGUUACUUUUGUGUUGGUCUUCCUCUUCAGUAAUGCUCUCAUAAACCGGGAAAUACUAUUCAGACACUGGUACAAACUUAUGAUGAAAGUAAUGUGAAAUACAUUGUCUGUGAAAGUGUCACUUUGAGUUCUUUCCCUUCAUUUACAAUCCAUAGAUAUGUUCGACUGUUUUUUGAAGCACACUGUGAAAUGUCAUUAGAGAACAUAUACAGAUUUCCUGAAUGCUAUCCUCUCCAGUGCAAAGAGGAUACCUGAUUUAACUGUUUGAACUUUUAAAGUAGCCCAUGUCUGGGCAUGCCUCUCACAGGCUUAUUUAAUUAAAUGAAUUUUGACACUCAGAGUUUUGUUCUUUAAAUAUCAGCUAUGUAGAAGUCUUACAUGUAUCCAUAUCAUCUCAUCCUCUGUGAAAUGUAGUCAUUGAACUAUUCAAAUAUGGAAGACUGUGUACUUUUUUAAUAGCUUUGAGAAUUAUUUUGUAUGAUGAUUUUUUAAAUGAAUGUGUACUCUUCAACAAAUUAAAUCUUAAGAUUUUACAGGAGUCACAUUUUUAAACAGUGUUUGUAUACAUUUUAACACUUUUCUAUUUUCUAUUUUGAUUUUGUAUAUUUUUAUUAUGCAGUGUACAGAUUUUUGCUGUAAAUAAAACAUUUGUUUUCAUUUA